CUGGAGUGUUGCUGCAACCUUUGUGUGUCCCAAACAGCCAAACAGGGGCAGAUCCCUCUCGUCUCUCGUCUCGGUCGUCUUUGCCUGCCUUUCGAGACUCUUUUCUGGGUUGAUCCGGCCGGACCAUUCUGUUGCUGCUGCUACAUGGUACACGCAAGCAGGGCAAGCUUACCAUAGUUCCUGAACCCGACCUUUCUGUUGCUGCUUGCUGCUUGACACUUCCUUGCCCUGUCCUGCCUCCUGGCUCCUGGCUCCUCUUUUCACCUCUCACCCCUCUCAACUCUUGCUUCUCCUCCUUCUUCUCCCAUUCAUCAGUCGUGUUUUCCCUCAUCCUCGUUCGCCAUCUCAUCCUGCACACUGCGUGGUCGCGCUGCUGUGGUGUUUCCCCUCCGGUACCUUGUCGACUUACACACUUACAUACAUCCACAUACAUCCACAUACAUCCUCCACCUGCGCACCUGCCUGCUUGCUCACUUCUUCCCGCCUGUGCUGCUUGCUUACUUGUUGAUUCCACUCGAUCGACACCUUCUCGGCCUUUGAUACAUCAGAAACCACCAAACAGUCACAAAAGUCAAUCGUCAGAAUGGAUCCUGAUUGCGCCAUUUGCCAUGCUCCGGCAACCGUUGCCUGUGACUGUGAGGCCAAGGGCCUCGAGAUGGCCGUCAAGCAGGCUGAAAACCGGAUGAUGCAGUCUAUCUAUAACGACAUCCGGUCAUGGGUGCGAGCUCAUGCUCAAGACUACAUCCUCGAUCACUUCCGCCAGCUGACUGAGCGACGAAAGACGGCACAUGCCUCGCACCUGGACCGCAUCACAGAACACGCCUGGCAAUACUACCAGCAGCCACCUCAUCCUAGUGAACUCGCCAACGCCCAAGCCCAGUUGAAGCGCGGCAUCGAUGAGGACUGGCAGGCUUCAGUACAGCGAUACCCCGAGGUGCUCGAGUACUUCUACAGCCUAGUCGAGUUGACCCUUCCAGAUGAUGGUGACGCAUCUGUCAAGGACCCUCCUCUCAAUGCUCUCAACGCACCCAGGAGAAUCAGUACCAGCUCGAGGAUGGCGCCUGGUGCCCCAGCAACUGUGGCCAGCGGUCGCAGCAUGGCCUACGACAGAGAUAUUGCCCCCAUGCCUGCCAUGCGACGCACGCCACCCCCGAUUGAGCCGGUCCGUGGAAGUGACAGGCGCACACCAGGACCAAGGGAGCGGAGACAAUCAUACCGGGCACCACACCCUGGACCGCCAACAUACUAUCCUCAGCAGCCAUACUAAAUUGCCAACAACCUCGACAAGUUGACAAUACUACGUUCGCUUCCAAUCGAGAUUCCCUUUGUCGUCACUUGCCUCAUGCUUUACGAAAAAAAGAUGAAUCAUACCCAUGGCCUCGACAAGGGGUCACACAUCUACAGCAUGAGGAUCUUUUCUUACAUACCAUUCUUGCAUACCACGGCCGUAUUGUUGCAUAUCACAUUUAGGGAAAGCGACGGCGGCAUUUGUUCUCAAAAAAUCAAGUAAAGGAUCACAAACAAUCGUCUGGAACUCGGGACGGGAAGGGAAACGGAACGGAAAUGAACGGAUGAAUGACCGGGUUUACGGAUAGUCAAUGGGCGGUUGACUCGGUGUUCAAGGAAUCAUGAUUGUGCUUUAUCGAUUUUUCUCUUGCUUGGGCUCCUUUACCUUCUGGAAAGGCUGGGUGGCAGGCCUGGAUUUUACUUAUGACUGCGAUGAUGGAAUGAAUACCUCACGAAAGAAACAAUGCAAAACAAAAAUCAAGAAAGGGCGGAAUGUUAUGAUAAGAUGACGAUUUUACCUCAUAGACCGGUAUACCUUGAACGAUAUUGGUCACGAAGGAGGAAACACUGAGCCUUUGGAGACGAAAGCUGAAAGGUAUAGCUAGCUAGCGCUUAGGCAGUCACUCGAACAGAGCUAGUUCACUGCUCAUUCAUUCAAUG
Neurospora crassa OR74A is the source of this 1947-nucleotide messenger RNA. RefSeq lists its product as hypothetical. The transcript is spliced from 3 exons. The record is from RefSeq and is a predicted model, not a curated record. NCBI's taxonomy places the organism in Eukaryota, Fungi, Ascomycota, Sordariomycetes, Sordariales, Sordariaceae. The coding region runs from base 584 to 1267 and encodes 227 amino acids.